Messenger RNA from Nematolebias whitei (Rio pearlfish), 1932 nucleotides. RefSeq lists its product as uncharacterized. NCBI's taxonomy places the organism in Eukaryota, Metazoa, Chordata, Actinopteri, Cyprinodontiformes, Rivulidae. Gene Ontology annotation, biological process: arachidonate secretion; phospholipid metabolic process. The transcript has 5 exons. The record is from RefSeq and is a predicted model, not a curated record. Gene Ontology annotation, molecular function: A2-type glycerophospholipase activity. The coding region runs from base 1 to 1932 and encodes 643 amino acids.
AUGAACACCUGGGCGCUUCUUCGCGCCGUUUUCUUCUCAUUGUGUUUAACUUUACUCAAAGCACGAGCCGCACCAGGUGUGUCCUGCCUCAGGUCCACACUCACCGACGGUCAAACGCUCGUCUCGUUCCUGCGCGAGGACGCAGCCGGCGCGCGCCUUCUAUACCUCACCAAGUGGGCAGAGGACGCGCGGCUCGUCGCGUGCGAGAUAACCCAUCAUCCGAGUGUCACGGAAGGAUACCGUCUUUCUUGCGACGGAAACGAAAGUCGGGGUGAAGAAGAACGGACACGGUUCAAUAUCAGCGCGCUGCUGUCUCUGGAUGCUCCGUGCGCGCGACUGGAGUUUACGCAGCGCGCGACCAGAGUCGAGGAGAGCAGAGGUCGGAGGAAACGCUCCUGGAUGUUUCCGGGCACCUUGUGGUGCGGCAGCGGGAGCAGGGCGGAGGGAUACGAACAGUUGGGUGAGGAUGUUGGACCGUCUGGCUCUUCUGUUUCCUUCAGACAGAAAACAGCUUCACUUUUGGUCUGUAGAUUUUUAACUCGCGCUCUUGUGGUGCAUAUAGGCAUGUUUGAGAGAGCAGACAGAUGCUGCCGCGAACACGACCACUGCUCACACAUCAUCCCAGCUUUCACGGUGAAUUAUGGAGUCUUCAACCCCAACUUCUACACCGUCUCACACUGUGAGUGUGACCAAAGGUUUCGACAGUGCCUUCUGGGCAUGAAUGACAGCAUUUCAAGUAUGGUGGGCUACAGUUUCUUCAGCAUCCUGAAGGUUCCCUGCUUCAAGCUAAAACAGCUGAAGCGGUGCACGCAGAUGUACUGGUGGGGAAUGUGCAAAGUUGCCAAAAAGGCUCCAUAUGCAGUGUUCAAAAGCCCCCUGCCUUACAACAGCUCCGAUGUUUCAGGCCAGUACCUGCAGACUGACGACAAGAGUUUAACAAACAGUGAAGAGCAGCGUUUCACUGACAGCCACAUGUUAAACCAUCGAAGGAAACCAUCAAAAACUACACAGAGAUGUGGUGUCAGAGACCCUAACAGAGGAGACACGUUUCACCACAGGACCAAAGGAAGAGGAUGUAAAAGACACCGGCAGAUAUCUGGACCACGACCCUCACAAGUAUCCACAACACCCAGGACACAAACCACGACUCGGUCCACAAACAGUCAAACUCAGGCACAAGUUAAAAAAAGAGUUGGAAAAAAUAAAAGUAUGAGAAACAGCCUUACACAGAAAAGCAACAACCUACAGAAAGAGCUGACAAGCUCUGCCCCUCAAACACCAACUACAACACCCUCACCUGUUCCACCAUUAAAACCCCAACAUCUACCAAAAACACUGGUUAAAGAAGGGACUAAAAGACUGAAAAGUAGAAAUAAAUUCUCAAAGCAACGUAUCUGUUGUGGCUCUAACAUACCUAAGAGGAAUGACUCCUCUCAGUUUUACUGUAAAAACCGUCUCAAACAAGAUACAGCAUCAGAUAUGACAAGUUUUACUCUGGGAAAAACAAAUACAAAAGCUUUAACGAUCAACUGGAUGAAAAAUAAAGGAGCGCACGUUAAAAAGACAGGAAAAUCCAACCAGGACACAUCUGGAACUGUCUGGAGUACAGCUGUUUUUCCAACACCCAUCGUAGCAAAACAAAUGACAACAGCCUCUCUUUACAACGAUGUAAAGUCACAGACGUGGCUGGGUUUACAUCUGAACCAUACAAGUCAGCAGGCUUCAGGUGGUACUGCAGCUGGAAGCGUCCAAGCAGGAAAACGACCACUACGUAAUAACAAGCAGCGCAAUGUGACAGACAAUCAGCUCCAGUGUCGAAGCCUCAAAUAUCUGGAUGAAUGCAAAUUUAAAAUCCCUCCUUCAGAGAAGAAAUAUAAUCUACACAACAUGGAGUCCAAGACUGCCUACCACUGUGACUGCAUCAGACGGUAA